AUGGACUUCUCGAGCCAGUGGGAGAGCCCAGGGAAGCCAGAGCAAGCCCAACGGCAAGCCCUUAUCACCAUACAGUCACCUCCUGUCGUUACAUUCUCCAAGUCUCCACAAGCAGUUCUCAAUACACAAUCCCCCUCGGCAGUCACUCACACAGGGCUGUUCGACGCAGUUGGAGCCGAGCCGGUUCUCACCCCUGAUGCCUCGGCGCCAUCAAUUGCACCACUUCUCUCUCCAGGCGAAGCUUCUGCCUGGCCAAACAAUACCACGGCGUUUGAGUGGUUUGAUCUAUUAGCACAGGACGCUCUAACUAACAUUCAGCGGCAUAAUGACAUCGCGAGCGAUGCUUACCGCUGGGACUUUGAUAAGGCAUCUCUGUCCCGAAGACAGAGCCACGAUGGCCUUGCCAUGGGAAACGAACUUUACUAUGGCAUUGUGACGGGGCCCAGCGAGACGACCAGUGAAACAGUGCCGGGUUGGAAUACUCCUACUCCUAUCCCAAUUGAGGGUGAUGAUCUUUUCUAUAUGCGACACUAUGUCGAAUACAUUGGCCCUCUUCUCGACCUAUUUGACCCCACUCGCCAUUUCACCAACCUCGUGCCUCAUCUGGCUACUCGAAACGUUGGGCUCCUCAAGUCAAUACUCGCAGUAUCUGCUAGGCAUAUCUCAUUAGACAUUGAAAAUCCACCGGAAUCUGAGGGGCACUCUAUUUUAAGCAAUGACCCGAACAAGUCUGAUCCAAAAUCAUUUCCCCUUUCGAAACCGGCUCGGGUCGCUAAGCAGUAUUACUAUGAAACAUUGCGAUAUCUAUCCCAGACUCUGUCUUACCAGUCAUAUGCAGACUCACAUGAGAUCCUAGCGACAGCCAUCAUGAUCAGCACCUACGAGAUGUUUGAAUCCACAGGGCCUGCCAACAACAGCGACUGGGACCGUCACCUAAGGGGAGGCUUUUGGAUCCAGCGCUGCCAAGACAAUGACGGGGAGUCUACUGAUGGGCUCCGCCAGGCGGUCUGGUGGGCGUGGCUUCGGCAGGACAUGUGGGCGGCACUGAGGGCCGGGCGUCCUACUAUGACCAUUUGGUGUCCGAGGAGGAGUCUCCAACAGCUCACACCCGAUGAGUACGCAACACGGAUAGUCUACAUCGCCGCCAAAGUGGUUCAAUAUGCCGGAGUAGAUCCCGAAUCACCUCUGAUCGACAUCCAACAGCGAAUCGAACAGGGACACAAGCUGAGGGAGGCCCUCCGGGCGUGGGACUCACUACUUCCAAGAUCAUUCCGCCCCAUUGUAUCACACAAGCCGUUUAAUGGUUACCAUAAUUCCGCGGCCAGCAGUGUUGCCAAUAUGGCCACUAACACGUCAACCAAAGAUUCCUCGUCCGGGCCAGCUCAAGCAAGCCAGACCAUCACCUUCCCCCCGAUCUGGAUCCAUCCCCCUUCCCAUGCAGGGGCUGUACAGAUGUAUAAUUUAGCUCUAAUAAUUCUGCUGUUGCACAUGCCCAACGCGGGUGGGCUCGAAGUAUACAGAGCCCGCCAGAGACAGCUGGAUCAAAGCGUCAACACCAUAUGCGGUAUUGCCAGCCAAGAAACGACUGAUAUGCCACUCGCCUUUGUAAAUAUACAAGCACUCUAUACCGGUGAGUCCUAA
This is a messenger RNA of Clonostachys byssicola, 1641 nucleotides long. Lineage: Eukaryota; Fungi; Ascomycota; Sordariomycetes; Hypocreales; Bionectriaceae. The record is from the annotation of a GenBank genome assembly.